AUGGAAGAGCCUGACCCACGCACUCAAAUCCAGGAGCUCCUCACCGCCCUCCAAUCCCCGAUCGCUGACCUGCCUACGCUGCUCGGCCUGCUCACAGCACCGCUCGACGCCCUCGGGAUCCUCCCGCCCAGGUUCAAGAGGUACAACACGCGUCCGCUCCCUGCCCAUUCUCUCAAUGUCAGCAAGCACGUACCGCACAUCCAGCGUGCCGCCCUCACUCAUAUCGCCCCAACAUGGGGCGCCGCCCUGCGCGAGGAUCUAGAAGGAGGGGAGGCGUUGCUCGACCAGUAUUUUUGCCCGGACGCGAUGGUCAAUGCCCGACAGGAGGCGGGGGACAUGGCGAGAGAGGCGUAUGCGACGCUCGUGGUGUCGCCAGUCCUCGCGCCUGGGAUUGGGCUGCAGAAGAAUAACGAGUGGACCACGGGGUUUGCGUUGGGGAUUUUGGAGAAGUUGGUGGUUGGGUAUCCGGUGGAUCGGAUGUACAAGGCGGUCUUCUCUGCGGCGAAGGAAAAGGGAAAGGCAAAAGGGAAAGGGAAGGGAUUGGAAGAGGUAGGCUGGGAGGAGUGUGUAAGGAACGUGUGUAUGGUCCCUGCGAAGGUGGCGAACGCGAUUGCGGGCAAGAGAGAGGUGCCAGACGUCCUGGAGAACGCGGUGUAUUUUGGGAGGUUGGGCGCGAGGUGCGAGGUGCUUGUUCGGACGCUGGCGGGGGCGAAGGAAGAUAAAAACGCGAUACCCGCACUUGCGUACCUCUUACAGAAGCUGGUCAACCUGGGCGUCUUCCCGCCCAAGCAGCCCGUCGCGCGAUCCCAGCCGUCUUUCUUCCAAGCUACGCUCCCCGCGAUCCGAGCGCGGUUCGAGCUUGACACCCCCGAAUCAUCGUCCUACUCCAAAUUCUGGUCUGCACUCCUCCUUGCACUCCCAAGCCUGACCCUCCAGUCCAUCCUCGCGUCCCUCUUUGGCACCCUCAGCACAAUCGACCCGCCGACGGACACAUCCCAGGCAAAACGCGUGCUGGCGAAGCGCGAUGCCGCCCUGUUGGAUGGGCUGGUGGGGAAGGUCGCUCCGCCGCAGGAGAAAGGUCUAGAGGAGGAGCAGGAGAGGGCGGAGUUGUGGGAGAUCGCGACGAGCUUGAUCCUAGGUCGGGAGUGGCCCGAGUCGUAUGCGCGCACAUUUGUGUGUUGGGUGUCAGGUGGGGCGAAGGGGACGAGGGUGAAUCUCAAAGCUCUUGACGCGUUCCUCGAGGCGGUCGUGGAAAUAUGGGCAUCGCCGGAGCAUAUCAAGCAUUCGCUGCUUUCGAGGCAUCGGUAUAUGACCUCCCUCCUGCUCAUAACCGUCUCCUAUUUCCCGCCCUCCUCGCAGCACGUCGACGUCCUGGUGUCGAUGCCGAGCUUCAUCCAGGCCAUCAGCAUGUAUAUUUCCCACCUUGACCCCUCGGUGCGCCGGUGUGGGAUGCUAGCCGCGGAAGACGUCGCGAGACUUUGUGGUAAGAAGCUGGAGUUUGGUGGUUGGGGUGAGCAGGACGCGAUAGGUGUGUGGGCGAGGGCGGUAAGGGAGCUGAUGAAGGCGAGGGAUGUGGAUGCAAAGCUGGAGGUCGUUCAAAGAGAGAAGGAAGAAGAGGUCGAGGAGGUAGCAGCACCUGCUGGGAAGGAGGGCCUAGCCGUUGCAGAGAAGCCCGAGCCUGAGCUUGCGACGAAAGCGACCUUCGUGGAGAAGGAUGGAUACGACUCGGACGACUCGAUGACAGGUUACGCGUCUCCGCCGUCCUCUCGCUCGGCCUCGCCUACACCGUCUGAGCUCGCGGAGAUUGAGAAGGAUCCUACGCUGAACGUCGGAGUGCAGAAGGUCCCGCGCCCUGUGUACCUCGCGCAACUGGGCGACCUCCUCCGCGCGCCGCCCAAGCAGGGCACGAAGGAGCCGCACGAGGCAGACAAGAUUGAGAUGGCGCUCAAUUGCGCGGAGGAGCUGGUCAGGAAGAAGAGCGGGUAUGGGUCGGAGCUUGAUGAGAAUGCGGUUAAUUUGGUGUAUGCGCUGUUGGGCUUGCAGGAUAAUUAUGAGCUCGAGGGGUUUGCAGAGAAGAGGCAGGGUGCGCUGACAGCGCUGGUUGCAUGCGCGCCGAGGAAGGCAACUUCGUGCCUCAUUGAGGAAUUCUUCAAGAAUCAAUACUCGACAGAUCAGCGGUUUGUCGCAUUGAACGCCCUCGCAGUCGGCGCACGGGAGUUGGCUUCGUUGCACGUUUCACCGUCGCGGCUGCCUCCAGAGCGCACGGCGUUUCCGAGUAAGAUGCUCCCUGGCCCGCUCCACCAGAAAUAUAUCGCAGCUGGUAAGGCGAACACCGAGCUCAUUCCGCUCCUCAUGGACGAUAUCUCGAAGAAGGCGUUAGACGGCGCAAGGGCGUCUGUGGAUAACGAACCCAGCGUCAUCCGUGAACGGCGAUUGCGAAUCCAGAAACUAAGCGGUGUAACAGAAGUAACACGACCUCUGAACUCAUUCGCCCAGAUGCAAGCGCCUAUCCAGAAGCCAGCAACGAGAUUCAUCGACGUCGCCGCAGAGUACUUCGUUAUGCCGCUCAUUAAUCGUUUUUGGAUGUUCCUGCGCGACGAGCAAGCGAGGGAAGAGCGGACAGCAUUGUUUGAAGGUCGCGGCCGGUACUAUGGCGUUGGGACCGGGCUCAUCCUCAACCCGCUCGUCCUGGCGCAAUUUCUUUGGACUCUGGCGAUUUUGGUGAACGCGUCGCAGAACGCGCCGGAGUGGCUGGCAAUCAUCGCUCCGGACUCGCUGGAGCUCGCAGUCACGAUUGGCACGCGGCCCGUGUCGCAUCUGGAACUCGACGAGGACCUGAAAGAUGGUAUUGACCUGGAGGAGGAGACGCAGAAGAAAGAGGCAUCAGUGCUGAUAUCGGCGCUGGAGUUGGCGCUUGUUGUUCUUGAUGGUGCGUUGGAAAUUGAUGGUGGGAAGAUUAUGGGCCUUGAGCACACAACACUGGUAUUGAGUCUGGGAGAGUGGGCUGGGAAGGUCUUUGCUAGCCUUGAGAAGGGCCUCAAGGUUCAGGGUGGUGGUGGUAUACAUGAGGCUAAAUUGAGCCGGGCAGCUGCUGGGGUAUUGUUGAAGGUGGAUGAGCUGACAUCAAAAUGGAGACGAUCUAUGUUGGAUACAAGGUAA
Cyclocybe aegerita is the source of this 3159-nucleotide messenger RNA. Lineage: Eukaryota; Fungi; Basidiomycota; Agaricomycetes; Agaricales; Hemipholiotaceae. The record is from the annotation of a GenBank genome assembly.